Molecule: messenger RNA, 7651 nt
Organism: Herpailurus yagouaroundi (jaguarundi)
Lineage: Eukaryota; Metazoa; Chordata; Mammalia; Carnivora; Felidae
Gene: LUZP1
Product: leucine zipper protein 1
Exons: 5
Coding region: 686-3910 (1074 amino acids)
Biological process (GO): neural fold bending
Source: RefSeq, a predicted model, not a curated record
AUUAAAUGGAAUAAAAUUUAAAAGGUUAUUUAACCCUGGUCUGAAAGAGAAAACAAAUGGCUUGGGAUGAGUGUCGUGUAAUAGUCACCUCUCUUGUAUAAGUAGGACAAGUCUGUGGUGUUUGGAAUGGGAAGGAAGAUCAUUCCUAGCUACUCAUUUCUUGUUCCAGUCCUUGAUUCACUUCCGCUCUUAGAGGGGGAUGUUGCUGCGUCAUUCCUAUGUCCUGGUGUAGCCAUCUAGCAAGCUGAGAAACAACAUUUGAAGGGUAUCAGAUUGGCUGGGAACUGAGAAAAAACAGUGUACCUUUUCUAUGUGGAAGAAAAGGUAAAACGAAUGGGAGACGUGAACUACUAGUAUGAGCUGAUGCUGUCAUGUCAAGAGGCAACUGCCAUUGAAAGAUAGUGCCUGUUUCUAAGACAGCAAAGUAUCAGGAGAGCCCCCAGAAGCAUUAACGGAAAGCUUAAAUUACCUAAAUGUAUUCAGUGCCAACGUCAGGAAAAUAAAGAUGACACAGUCCCUGCUCUCCGAACUUAGAGCCCAGUAGAGGAAUACAGCUAUAUGACCAAACUGAUAAUGGUCUCCAGCUGCCAAAGAAGGUUGUGGAUGCCAAGAGAAAGGUAACCAUUUCUCAGCCCCCUGAGUGGAACUGGAUGCCUCUAGGAGCCCACACCGGCUAGCAGUAGACAUGGCUGAAUUUACAAGCUACAAGGAUACUGCCUCCAGCCGCCACUUGCGGUUUAAGUUACAAAGUCUAAGUCGCCGCCUCGAUGAGUUGGAGGAAGCCACAAAAAACCUCCAGAAAGCAGAGGAUGAGCUCCUGGAUCUCCAGGACAAGGUGAUUCAGGCGGAAGGCAGCAAUUCUAGCAUGUUGGCAGAGAUUGAAGUGUUGCGCCAGCGAGUGCUGAGAAUUGAAGGUAAAGAUGAGGAAAUUAAGAGAGCAGAGGAUCUGUGUCAGCUGAUGAAGGAGAAACUUGAAGAGGAAGAAAACCUCACCCGGGAGCUGAAAUCUGAGAUUGAACGGCUUCAGAAACGAAUGGCUGAACUGGAGAAGCUGGAGGAAGCCUUUGGCAGGAGUAAGAACGAUUGUACCCAACUCUGUCUGAGCCUGAAUGAGGAGAGAAACCUGACAAAGAAGAUCUCCGCUGAGCUGGAAAUGCUCAGGGUCAAAGUGAAAGAACUAGAAUCUUCCGAGGACCGCCUGGAUAAAACUGAGCAGAGUUUAGUGUCAGAGUUAGAAAAACUGAAGUCAUUAACUCUGAACUUUGUAAGUGAGAGAAAAUACUUGAAUGAAAAGGAGAAAGAGAAUGAGAAACUGAUAAAAGAGCUCACUCAAAAACUGGAGCAGAACAAAAAAAUGAACCGAGAUUAUUCAAGGAAUGCUUCUAAUCUUCUGGAAAGGAAUGACCUGCGGAUUGAGGACGGGAUCUCCUCCACACUGACGUGCAAAGAAUCAAGAAGGAAGGGCGCUCUGGACUAUCUAAAGCAGGUAGAGAAUGAAACAAGAAACAAAUCAGAAAACGAAAAGAACCGAAAUCAAGAAGACAACAAAGUUAAAGAUCUCAACCAAGAGAUUGAGAAACUCAAGACACAAAUCAAACAUUUUGAAUCUUUGGAAGAAGAGCUUAAGAAAAUGAGGGCCAAAAAUAAUGAUCUUCAGGAUAAUUACCUAAGUGAGCAAAAUAAAAACAAACUCUUAGCCAGCCAGCUGGAGGAGAUAAAGCUACAAAUCAAGAAACAGAAAGAGUUAGAGAACGGGGAGGUAGAAGGGGAAGAGGCUUUCCUGUCCGGCAAAGGCAGGCAUGAGAGGACUAAGUUAAGAGGCCAUGGCAAUGAGGUACCUGUGUCCAAGCACACACCGCGGGAACUGUCCCCUCAGCAGAAGCGGGAGAGGCAUCGAAACAGAGAUAUUGCGCUCAACCAUGAAAACUGUUCUCUGGGCAAUAGGCAGGUUUCCUCUCCCAGUUUCACCAAUAGGAGGGCAGCCAAAGCUUCCAACAUCGGGCCGAUAACAGACAGUGGGACUCAGGAGACAAGGAGAACUGAAGACCGAUUUGUAUCUGGCUCCUCUCAGAGUGAAGGGAAGAAGUCCAGGGAGCAGCCUUCAGUGCUUAGCCGCUACCCACCUGCUGCUCAGGAGCACAGUAAAGCUUGGAAGAGUACUCCCAAACCAGGUACUGAGGGUGGGUUGAAGGGAAAAGUGGAGAAGACAACACGAACAUUUAGUGAUAAUACCAACCAUGGAUCUGUUCCCAGUGACGUACUGGGUAGAGCUGACAAGGCUUCUGACACCUCUUCUGAGGCCCUCUUUGGCAAAAGGGGGCAGGUACCUGGCAAUGGAAGUCAGGUAACCCAGGCUGCAGACUGUGGCAGUCCUAAGGCCGUUGGAGCUCUGGCCUCAUCCCGAAGAUCUUCCUCAGAAGGGCUCUCCAAGGGCAAAAAGGCUGUCAGUGGCCCGGAGGCUGAUACCACUUCCCCAAAUUCCAAGCCUCCACUUUUAUCAAAGUAUCCUUAUAAUUCCAGAAGCCAAGAGAACAUCCUUCAGGGCUUUUCAACCCCAAAUAAAGAAGGUGUUGAUCAACCCGUAGCAGUCGUGAUGGAAGACAGCAGUCAACAUGAGACCCUGAGGUGCCGGGUCAUCAAGCCCAGUGGCAGAGAGAAGCCAGACUCAGAUGACGACGUGGAUGUGACGUCUCUUGUUACUGCCAAAUUGGUAAACACCACCAUCACUCCAGAGCCAGAGCUCAAACACCAACCCAACUCUAGAGAGAGAGCCAAAUCCCGAGGGGGACUCAGAACCUCCCUGUUUGAGAAUGAUAAAGAUGCUGGGACAGAAAGUGAGUCUGUGAAACCUGUCAGAGCCUCCACCAAUGCCACGGAAUUCCCAGACGCCAAUGGUGCUGGGGUAAAAAGCCAGCGGCCCUUUAGCCCCAGAGAGGCGUUGCGGUCUAGAGCCAUCAUCAAACCUGUCAUCAUUGAUAAGGAUGUGAAAAAAAUCAUGGGAGGAUCUGGAACUGAGGCCACAAUGGAGAAGCAGAAAUCCACCUCCAAACCAGGGCCAAACAAGGUGACAAGCAGCAUAACUAUCUACCCCUCUGACAGCGGCAGCCCCAGAGCUGCCCCAGGUGAGGCCCCGAGGGAAAGGCACACAUCCACCAGCAACAUCCAGGUUGGGCCAGCAGAGCUCACAUCAGUCAGCAACCACGUCAGCUCUCCCUUUGAGCUCUCCAUUCACAAACAUGACAUUGCUCUGCAGUUCACAGAAGCUGAAAGAAUGGGAGAUGGGCCCCUGAAGAACAAGCCAGAAACAGUGGUCUCUCGGAGCAGCAUUAUAAUCAAGCCAUCAGAUCCUGUGGAGAGGAACAACCAUGCCCCCCCAGCGGAGACAAUCAGGUGGAAAAGCCAUAGUGCCCCUUCAGAAGUGAGCUCUUCAGAUGCCAGACACGUUACUGUGCGGAACGCCUGGAAGAGUAGGCGAGACUUGAACUCCUUAGAAGACCCCCCAACUCGAAUAGGUAGAAACGUGGAAGCCACCAACGCCUACACCCAGAGGGCCUCCACAGACUGUUCAGACCUUGGACAGCCCAAGUUGUACCUUUGUGAGCAGGGUGCUCAAAGGGCAGGAAAUUCAGGGGAUGCCCCUGAGCUCACCUCCAGAAGGACCCAGAGUAGCCUCACCGUCUCUGAGGUGCUGACUCGUCGGAAUCGGGUGGGAGACACAGCCUCGGCUGCAGCCUGGAACCACUCGGCAGGCGCGGAGGAAGGUGACGACUGCACACUCGGUGUCCACAGACGACUGCACAACUCCCUGGAGCGGUCUGAACUGCCUGCGAAGCAGGGGCUGCCAGAGCCCGGGCGAGCCCGGGCUGAGGAACGGUUACGGCCAGCCAGGCCCUGUGCCGAGGACAACUGAACCAGCUGGGUGAGGUCUGCUGUCUCCUCUGCUCCUGCUUCUCCGCUCUCCUGCCUUCCUGCCCCAUGAAGGAUGCAAGGCCAGUUAACCAGGCUAGACGCCAGGCCUUGGCUGGGAGACUGUGGCAAACCAGGCUGUGGCUCGGGUCAUUUUGCCAGUUGGCCAGAGGGGAUCAGAAACUACAAGCUGGACAUAGUCACCCAGGCCCAGCCUUCCCUGAUGCAUCAGUUCUCUCUCCUUGCCCCUGUCCCCAGAUCGGAUGGGCCACUCUGGCCCCCAAAUGGGGAAAGAUCUAGAAACCCCUUGUAUCCUCACCAUACCACAACAGCUGAAAGCUCUCUUCUGCUUCUCAGUGGGUCAGAGGGCAGCCCCUUCAGUGUGGUUCAUUUCUUCCUCUCACCGCAUCCAGUUCACUCCUUGUUUGCCCUGGGGGCCUAAGUACCCCCUAAGACUUAGCAGCCAUCACCUCCAUCUAGGGGGCUUCUACUCCUUUCCCCUUUGGAGUUCCUCAGACUUGUACAGCAGAAGAGGUCUGUGCUGCCUCUAAGGGAUUACGGGACCAACCUUUAGGCUGAAGCUUCUCGGACAUCGCCCCCGGCUGACAAUUGUUUCCUGGGGGCAGAGCACACGGGUACCCACCUAUUGGAAUGGCAUCAUCCCUCCCCUCCCCUGGCUCUAUGCUCACCUUCCAAAGGCACCUGGAAGUGCACAAGCCUCACGCAUCUCCUUUUCUGGGCACCCGUAAUGCUGCUGGCACUGCCUGCUCCUCUCCCGUGGCUGGAGACUUCAGGCUGACUCCGUCGUUUCCAUCUUUGGAAUACUUCCGGACUAAACUGGGCCUGACCCAGCAUACUCGAGGCCUUCUAGGAAGUGCCCAGCAAGGGGGAAAGUGGGCUGGAAGAAACAUUUCCCCAGUCACUUCACAAAGCAAUAGUUCCAUGAAAGGCAUGGACUUUCUUCCUCUUCCUUCAUUCCCCCAUGGAGGAGGAGGAAUCGCACUUUACCGAACUGAUGCAUUCCUACAGAAGUGGGCCCAUGGUUUCUGCAAAUUGUCGUGAUGACUUCACUGGAGGAAAAGUACUACGUGCCCACUGAGGGCCCCAGGUUUAUAUAAUACAAAAUGCAACAAACCUUUCAGGAAGCCACAUAAAGUUGAAUAGUUUCCUUACGUCACAUGGGGAAGUUGAAAAGAACCGUAUAUUCUUGGCAUUGCUUUUUGUGUAACUUUCUCAGUUCAGAGAAGGGCUCCCUUUUCAAAGGCUACUUUUAAUGGCACAGACACUGUUCCUUCAUAGUGAAAGAGAGCAUUACUAGGAGUCAGGAAAGCUGAAUUUGCUUCAUGGCUUUGUACUUUCUUGCUGUGUGACUUUGGGCAAGUCACUGUCCUCGUGGGGCCUCAGUUUCCUUAUCUAUAAAAAUGAAUUCUUUGUAAUAGUCUAGAGACCAGGGUCCUAAAUCUGGCAUUCUGAGGUGGUUCUGUUUACACUGUCCUGUGGGGGUGAUUCUGCUUUUGGAAGGUAGCAUCCAGAUGGUUUUGGGGAAUGGGUCCUCCCCGGCCUUGUUUUUCUGGGCCUUAUUCUUUUCAUGUUCUAAUGUCAGGAGGAUGAGCUCAGAGAAGCUCCCUCAUUUUUCUAGUUUGUAAGAUGAAGGGAUAAGAUCAGAUGGCUUCUGCAGCCCUUUUGGCACCAGCCUUGCCCACUUGCCACACAGCAUCCCCUGGCUUUUGUGACACAAGUUGGCUGUCUCCCGUUGCUGUGCUUCGUGGGCCAUAGUCCCUGCCUGCACUUGGUGUGGGAACCAGUGUUCAUCUCGCCCGUGUCUGCCUUCAGACUUGGCCAUCCUGGAGGCGGCUUGGGGGCACGCUGAUGAGCUUCCUUUCGGGGUCAGGAAUGUUUUGCGCUUACUUCCAUUUUCUGGAGGUCUGCCAGUCUAAGGGCAUUGCUGUGUAGCUCAUCUUUCCUCUACAUAGUGCUGACUCAGCUGCUCAGUUUUAAGAUGCUGUUUUCAAAAUCUCUUCCUGCUGCUUCUCCUGGGUCCCUGGCCAGAAACUAGGAAACAGACCUCUGCGGUGGUCAACUGAGGUUAUAGGAAACCAAGUCUGUGGCUCUUCUCUGCUGGUGGAAACAAAAGGGUGCCAAGCCAUGCCUACAGAUUUCGCCGCUAAUUCUCUUCUUUGGGCAUUGGAGCCCUGGAUUCUGGUGCUGUAGCUCCUGGUGCCAAAGUCUGGAUCUUUCCACACUGCAGCAGCACCAACAUCUGCCACUACCCAAAUACUCUGGAAGAGGGACAGCUAUGGUGCCCUCUUGCUGGGGGCUGCUAUCUUAAAGUCUGAGUGCAAUAGGGUUUGAUUGUAACAAUUAUUUCAGGAUAAAUAUUGUUUCCUUAAUCUGCGUACUUUCUAGAACCAUUGUAAAAUAGAUUUUAUUUUUAACUCUCCUCAGCAUUGCAGAAGAUACCAUUUGUAAUAGCAGAUGAAGGCUGGAGGCUCAGUUCCUCUGGGUUUCAAAUGGCUGGCAAGGCUGGCUCUCAGAUUCCAAAGUUGGAAGGCACCUUUCUGAAAAGCAACCUCUGUGUGACCUUCUGGACCCAGGCCUCACCACCAGGGGUCCUGGAGGAAAUUUCCAUAUAAAGGGGAGACCUGGUAAUUAAGUAGCUGGUCCAGUCAAGCCAAAUACUCCCACUGUCCCAGCCAAUAAACCCACUUACAUGACAAGCCUCUUCUGCAGCGUAGCUCCAACUCUAGAUUUUACUGGCAGGUGUAUUUGUUGUGGGAGGGUUCCCCGUGAGCCCAGAGAACCUGGCACUCCAGAGCUGCUUGGUUGGAGGAAGCAGAGCUGGCUGAAUGCCAGAGGCUGGUCUCUCUUCCACCUGCUGCUGCAUCUCACUACUCUGGUACUAAAAGCAACCAGAGAAAGCUGCCGGGAUGGUGGGCAAAGGGGAUUUGCAGUGGGGCCAAGGACUCCAACCUCUGUCCCAGGCAAGCCUGCACAUAAAUCAUUCCCCUCUCAUGGGGUGUGGGAGGGUCUAUGUUGAUCUUGGACCUGUCAUCCUGGGGCAGUUUUAGUGCUUUAUAUUUAGUGGGUUAGCGCCAGGUGCUACCAUUUUCCAGUAAAGGAACCGGGACCCAGAGGCUGGGUCCCUAGCUGCCUCUGUCGAUGUGGGGUUUGUUGUCACUCUGACGAGAUUGCUUUGGAAGAGCUGCUUUUAGGGAUUAUCUUUUGUCUACCCUGGGUGGGCCACAGGGUGUUCUCCUCAAAGCCUCACAACCAAGACCAUAGGAAAGGGGCCCUAUUUUCCUGCUGCUUCACAGCUCAGAACAUGUACUGAAUGGAAUGUAUUUUUAAGAGAAUAAAGUCUAUUUUUUUGUAUUUUAAAGAUUGGGAGGGCUAGGGAAGUACAGCCCUCAAAAAAAACCUGUUAAUGCAUUAAAGGCCCCUUUGCGAGGGGGCAUCAGUAUCUGUCAGUCCACAUCUACUUGUUCAGGCAGGUGCUCUGGUCUCACCCCUGCCCCUUGGAGUCUAGGUGCAGCAGCUUCUACAUUCCUGCUCCAAGCCUGGGACCAAGGAGGCCGGACCCUGUUGCUGGAAACCAGGGCGAAGCCAUGAGCAGUGACUCAGGGCUCCUUGGGUGCAUGUGUAUAGUGGAAGCUGCCUGUCUGCAUGUAUCCUCUGGCUCUAAUGCUGUCUGUUGGCUCUGCAGCACAAUAUGUAACCAAUAAAGCUCCCUAGUUUCCAUGUGGUC